This is a messenger RNA of Hyposmocoma kahamanoa, 4597 nucleotides long. Its product is annotated as RING finger and SPRY domain-containing protein 1-like. Gene Ontology annotation, cellular component: cytoplasm. The record is from RefSeq and is a predicted model, not a curated record. The coding region runs from base 114 to 1688 and encodes 524 amino acids. Gene Ontology annotation, molecular function: ubiquitin-protein transferase activity; protein binding. NCBI's taxonomy places the organism in Eukaryota, Metazoa, Arthropoda, Insecta, Lepidoptera, Cosmopterigidae. The transcript is spliced from 10 exons.
UUAGAUCCCAUUUAGCCUUUACUUUUUUAUUAAACGUUUAAUUUACUUUUGUAAUACGUUUAAAAAAUAAUUGUUCUAAUAUGAUGAACCGACAUGCUUAGUGAGUCUCGGUAAUGGGUGUAUGCUGGUGUAAGGACAAGGCUCCAGAGCAGGAGGUGUACGCGCGGUCGGCGCUGCACGGGCACGCAGUGGUGCUUAGCACCACCGAGGCCCGUGCCCCAGCACCCACUCGCGUCUCCUGCAGGAAGGUUGACCAGCUUGUCAUGGAAAUGCUCACACUUAUUGCUUCGUUUGUUGAUAAUGAUGAAGAGUCGCCGGUGUCACUGGUGAAACUUCACGUGAUAGCAGAUAAAGAAGAUGGGUGGAUUCAAGUUGUGACUUCUAUAGUGAAUGUGAUCCCCUUGGACGACCCGUUCGGCCCUUCCGCCAUCACGAUUUUGCUGGAUGACUGCCCGCUGCCCUCCAAGGAAUCCGUAGUCAAAGUAACUCAGCUGUUCGGGCUGUCGUCGCAACGAGCAAACGCUGACGAGCUGAACGUGCGAGUGGAGAGAAACAUCUGCGUGGUGUUGGGCUGUAUCGCCGAGAAGCUGGCUGGUCCCAACAGCGUCGCCGUGCUCACUGAUAGCACUCUCGACUACUUACUUGCGUUCCUUAUAUCGCGUCGAGAAGCAUGCGUUGUACUAUUCGCGCUGAUCGCGUUAGAGAAGUUCGCGCACACGACGGAAAACAAGUUGACAAUAAAAAUGCGGCUGGAGCGUGAACCUGAGAACCCUCUCAUCGUCCUCGAAAGACUAGCAGGUAGUGAAGAUUAUCUCUGGCGACAGGUCGGCUUCUGCGCUAACUGGGCGCUGGACAACUUAUUCAUAGUCGAAGGCCGUAAGCUGUCAUACGAAGUGGUGGACAUGUCAAAAAUUAAUGUAAUUCUCAACUCGCAUGAUGUCAGUGAGUACCUCAAGAUAUCGUGUAACGGGCUAGAAGCGCGGUGCGAUUCGUACUCGUUCGAAAGCGUACGAUGUACAUUCCAAGUCGACGAUGGCUGCUGGUACUAUGAAUCUGUGAUCAUCACGCCUGGAGUCAUGCAGAUCGGAUGGGCAACGAAAAAUAGUCAUUUUUUAAAUCAUGAAGGCUUCGGGAUCGGCGACGACCUGUUUUCGCUAUCGUAUGAUGGAUGUCGGAAGCUGGUGUGGUACAAGGCGCGACCAACCCCCAUCAAGGACAUGCCAGCAUGGCGCCCGGGCGACGUACUUGGCUGCCUCAUCGACAUACCUAAAAGAGAGGUCAUCUUCUCACUCAAUGGACUCCGACUUGCGCCUUGCAACGAAAUCUUCGAAACUACUAGGUACGGAUUCUUCGCGGCGGCAAGCUUCAUGGCGUUCCAGCAGUGCCGGUUCAACUUCGGCGCUGAACCAUUCCGCUUCCCCCCCACCGAUCGACCCUUCUCCAGCUUUAACGAACACGGCUCCCUUACCGACGAACAGAAAAUGGUGGUGCCCAGACGAAUAUAUCUAGAGCAGCUGAGGUGCUCGAGCGUGAAGGAGGACUCGUGCACACUGUGCUACGACGACACAGCGUGUUGUGUGCUCGAACCUUGUGGCCACAGAGGGUUCUGCUCCGUGUGCACGUCACAACUGAAAGAAUGCCCGAUGUGUAGAGCGCCUAUAAUGAAUGUGAGGCGGGAAGACACAUGACACGAGGCACUGUCGAGAUCCAGGACCUGCACGUCGCAGAGGCCUGGCGGUGGGCCCGGUGACCCAGAGCUCCUGCCCACGCCCGAACCUUGCCACUCCGACGACGAAGACCAGCCUGACCAGCUCUUCGACAUCAACUCACGAAUUUUUCUCCCAUGCGCAAGAUAUAUCAACUAGAUAAAGAGAUAUCCAUAGUUGCCUAUUCAUUUACAUUGUUAACAAUGUUGGCUAUAUUACUCUGUUAUAAUAUUAUAAGACACUUUACAAAUUGGCUUAUAACUUACGAAAUACAAGUAUUGAAUGAAUACUCAUUUCUUUCGAGCUAUAAUAAAAGAGGCUCUAAUUAGUUAUAGUAUGAUUGAGAAUGUUUAGUUUCACUGUUAGUUUAAAUUGUAAGCAUCUCUAUGAGACAUGCUAUUUGCAUUAACAAUGUCGUACUAAUGGUGCGCUUGAUUCUCCGUUGAAUUUUACGAAUAAUCUCCAAUGUCUAUUGUCAUUUAUAAGGGUUCUGCGCUGAAUUGUUUCGAAUCUUAAAUGUAGAUUUUCAGAAUUAAGAGUAGAUUAUGUGAUCAUGCAAUGACUGUCGUCAUAGUUUACGAUCCCGUCUUAGAAAGUGAUAUCCUCAUCUGUUAUUUGGAUGAGAAGUGGCCUUUAUUAAAGAUGAUCUUGUGUAAUAUUAAUUGUCUGUUACAAUGGUUGCAGCGAUAACAAUUUAAAAUGGGAGAUAGAAUACCAGCUGCUUCUGUUUAUUGUAAUGCAAUUAUUAGGAUAUAUCUAGCAGAAUUUCAGGUGAAAAUUAUUUUACGCCAUAUUUCACUUAAUUUUUUUUAAAGUACUUAUCUUUCAUUCCGUCCUCGUUAGAGUAAAUUAUGUUUAGCACCACGAUAGCUGCCAUAACAUCGUUAUGUGUUACGCUCCCACGUACCACCUUCCAAAAAUCCUAUCAACCGUUUUCGUUAUACGUAUUUGCUUAUGGCUCUUUCCAGCUUAGCUCCGUAUAAUUUCAUAACUGUAUCUCAUUUUCCAAGUGGAAAGGGUCCUAACAGAUUCGAACAUAAAUGGUAUUUAAAGUUUGGAUAUCGGGACAAUCAUCGAAUAUCGAUAUCAUCAUCCAAGGGGAUAUUGUUUCCUAGAUAAUUAACUCUGUAUUUUUUACAAUUACGCCAUUCUGUAUAGAAUAACAAUAAGAAUCUUUUUACUGCCAUAUCCAAAAGUAACUGUAUAAGCGAAUCAAAACUCAUGUAUAAUAAUGGAAGCAGCAGUAAUUAUCCGGUAACAGAUGUGGGUAGAACCGUCUAAGACCAGAUCUUAUACUGUUGGUGUUGUUAACGUUUGCAAAGUCAGUGUAACUGUAAUCUCCAGUUUGAUAUUUCCAACGGCAUUAGGUGUAACGAGCAGUAUUUGUUCUGCUGCGUGGUCUAGUUUUUAGUACUCACUGAAUGUAUUUUGAAUGACUGACUAAGGUAGGGCAUCGCGAAAGACUUAGGGUAUAUUGAUUUACGUCACUUUUGACAAAAUUAGGAAUUAAUUUGAUUGAAUCUUACUUUAUACGUGGUAAUUUUUUCGAAUACAUCUGCAACGUACAAACUUAUCAUAUUUCAAUUAAAUUAGUUGUUUUUUUUUUCAAUGAUUAAUGGUUACUCAGCAUGAAAAAUGAUUUCCGGUCACGUGCAAGGGAUAUGUGUAAGGAAUGUCUUAUGAAUUAAAUUUCUUUCUUUAACCUUUACCUAUUUUCUUGCAGACUUUUUAACAUUGUCCAAAAAAUGUUGAAGUAGUCCAAAUGAAGCCGUAACCGAUGUAUAUUUUUAUAGUCAAAUAAAAAUAAUAACAUUGUCGUGGCCAUAUUCUAUAGGCCUAUACGUCACUAUCGUCGCCGCGUCUUUGAACUGAUCUGUAUACAUCUAUGCUCCAUCAUCUUUGGUAACGGCUUUGGGGUGUUCUUGUAACACCAUUACGAUCUGCAAAUUGCUUUAAUCAUGAAUAAAUGGCAGUCUCGUUAUUUUAUUAGCAUUACAAAAAUAGUAUACUAUGUGAUGUUUUUGGGUUGUCGAAUAUAAGCAUCUUCGUGUCUAUACACGUCUUUAUGUUUUGCCCAAUUUUGGGAAGGGUAGCAUAAAAAUAAGCAGUAGCUAUACUAAUAUCUUAAUUUGCGUUGAUACAUUGUGCGGAAAUAAGGUGGAUGAUUUUCAAAUGUUUGGCAGAAUAAAACGGAUCAUUAAUUAUCCUUUAAUAUCCGUGCUAAAUAUCUUUAAUGCUUCUUCUAAAAACAUCUAAAUAUAAAUAAAUCAUAACCAAAACCUUGUUUCGCUCAGUGUAAUCGCUUUUACUCAAGUUGAAUCGAAUCAAUGUGUAUUUUUAUAGCUAUUAUUGUGUUAUAAAGUAUUUACACGUUAUCUUGUUACAAUUGUCUUCUCGUUUGCUUUAACAAGGUGAGGCCUUUCGUAGUAUUAACAAAUUAUACCAGUCUGUAGACUGUUCGAUAUCAAAAUUUCAAAGUUAUUCAUAUUAUAAAAUCAUGUAGAUAUUUUUAAUCGUAGUUAUUAAUAAUUAUGGAUAUUGCUAAUAUUGUUCAAAGUUAUAUUUUGGCAUCCAAUAGUUUAAGAUCUAGUUAGAUAAAAUGCAAUCAAUAAAACGUUCAUUAAAUAAUAUACUUAAUUACUACGGUUUGAAUUAGUAUUUUAGCAAUUUAGCUUACGAGGUUUUUGCAACAACAACAAUCUUAUUAACGCAGUAAAAUCUACACCCCCAAAGAGUAUUAUUAUUAUGGUCACUCCUACCUAAGAAUUUAAAAAUUACUUAAUAUUUUUUAUACUAAUUUAAAAUUUUGCACGAAAUAUUUUCAAAUCAUAGCACGUGGACUAAGUUAGUUAUAUAUGAUUAUGUAAAUAUGUAUGUCCUACGAACUUCCU